UUACCGGUGCGCGGUCUGAGCUCGAGGUGGGAACAAGCGAGAAAAAAAAAUCUCCGGGAUGGUGGACUCCCGCUUCCCUCGCGCUGGCGGCCCGGGAAUCACGCGCCAUUGAAGGGGGGUGAUAUUGUGCAUGCGCUUUGGCUUCAUUGCGUGCACGCUCGGGUCGGUCCAUACACUGGCGUGGCUCUCGGCCUCCAUUUGCCAGUUUGUGUUUAUGUUCGAGGGAUUCACCGAGGCCCUUUCAACGGCGACGACGACGCGCAACAGUUGGAGUUUUACCGUGAACGUUAUCAUUAUGUCGCCCCCGUAGGCCACGAGGCAUUCAGCCGACGUUGAAAGGUGAGGCAUUAGUGAAACCUGCAACUUUUCCAACUUGGUAUCUGAUGAAGUGGGACAGCCACAGCCCUUGGUGAUGCCUGCCACAGACUCUGAACUCGUAUCGAUGGAGGACCCCCAUGCACUGGAGGAUGAGGAGGGGAGCUCCACUACAAUUCGCUCCUCAGUUCCUUCUACUAUCGUCCCUUCUUCAACUCCUCUUGAUCCAACCACUAUGAGCCCCGAUGUGCCUAGUGAGACAACGAUUGAAACGAAAGCUGUCUCCAUGGCAAGUAAUGAUUGUAGCUUGCCUAUCUCUUCACCUGCUAAAGCUAGCCCAGCCAAGCCUGCUGCAACGUCACUCACUAUCUUUGAAGGGACUGUUGAAACGAGCCCAGCUACCUCACAUAUCGCAUCAGCAACAGACUCCCUAACAUGCACAGAAACAAGCCUUGUCAACAUUUCAGAAUCACCCCCACUAUCGUUGUCUGUGUUGCCAUCUACAACAUUUGGCAGUCCAGACAUGGAAACUGUCUUUCCGACUGUGCUAACCUUCAAAGGCGUCAGUGUCACUCUGGAGAAUAACAGCGUGUGGAAGCAGUUCAACAGCUGUGGAACUGAAAUGAUUCUCACUAAACAGGGGCGCCGUAUGUUCCCGUACUGCCGAUAUCGCCUGGCUGGCCUAGAUCCUGAGCGGCAGUACAGUCUGGUCCUUUCCAUAGUUCCAUCGGACCAGUACAGGUACCGUUGGAGCACAUCCAAAUGGGAGGUCACUGGACCAGCAGAGCACCAGGCCCAGACUCUGAUCCGUGCAUUUUCCCACCAUUACUCACCCAAUCGAGGCUCAGAGUGGAUGGGUAGCUUGUUGUCCUUCUACAAACUCAAACUGACUAAUUGUUCCCAAGACCAGGAUGGCCAUAUAAUCCUACACUCCAUGCAUCGCUACAUUCCAAGGCUACAUGUGAUACCUGUCCCAGAUGGGGACGUACCAACACCUGAACAGCCUGUGGUUAUGGGACCAGAGAGCAUGACCUUUACUUUUCCGCAAACUGAAUUCAUGGCUGUCACUACCUAUCAAAACUUUCGGAUCACCCAGCUGAAAAUUAAUCAUAAUCCGUUUGCAAAAGGCUUUAGGGAGGACGGGAACAACUCCCGCCUAAACCGGAUCACUACAGAGGCUCAACCUGUAGUGAAGACUGACACUCACCUGGUCACUACAGAAGCUCAACCUGUAGUGAAGACGGACACUCACCGGGUCACUACAGAAGCUCAACCUGUAGUGAAGACGGACACUCACCGGGUCACUACAGAAGCUCAACCUGUAGUGAAGACGGAGACUCACCUGGUCACUACAGAAGCUCAACCUGUAGUGAAGACGGAGACUCACCUGGUCACUACAGAAGCUCGACCUGUAGUGAAGACGGAGACUCACCUGGUCACUACAGAAGCUCGACCUGUAGUGAAGACGGAGACUCAGCCUUCUAUUUUAAAACCUGCUGCUGAGCUCAAUGAAAAGGAGGCGGUUGUCGAUCUGAGCGCAAAGAAUCUCACCGUCCCUGCUUCUGUCUCAAAUGAGCAAACGACCACCAGGCUGGUCCUGAAGCCCAUAAUGUCUUACCCUUCCAGAAAGGAUGAACCCUAUAUCCCCUGUAUAAGAGGCAAACAUGCCCUUGGUGAGCUUGUGCUUUUCCAACGACGUCCACUUGUGAAACCCAAGGAAGAAAUCCAUGCCGUCAGUAUAACCCCUAAGGCGCUUCAAGUAAAGCCUGAAGAAAUUCCUAUGACUCCUACUUCCUUAACGUCGACCCCGGGAUCAUCACCUGGGUACCGCAAGAGGAGGAAGAGGAUCAACAAACGUUGGGCGAAUUCACGGGGAAGAGAUUGGAAAGCUGCGGCUGCCUCCCCCACGGUAUUCCACAGCCCAUCAUUGACUGUCGCUAUGCAACCAGAGCUGGAUGAUGUAGAAGGCCUGUUGUUUGUGUCAUUUACCUCAAAGGAAGCUCUUGAAGUUCACAUCAGGGACAAGCCAGCCAAUAGUACACCAUCAGCAUCUCCAGUUUCCCCAACUACACCCAUGCAGUGGAAGGAAAAAAUGGAGGUGAUUCCAGAGACUGAUGAGGAGAAGAUAGCCCGUGCGGAGGCUAUCCUGCUGCAGGACCUCGGGGUUCUCAAACAUAGACAGGUCAUCCAUCCUGUGCUGCAGGAGGUGGGCUUGAAGUUGAGCUCCCUAGACACAACAAAGUCCAUCGACCUGCAGUAUCUGGGGGUUCAUCUGCCACUACCUCCCCCAAUCCGACCCGAACAAGGAAAUGCCAUGGUGCGGUCUCCUGGUGAUGAGGGAUUAUCCUUCAUCUCCCGGACAGGAAAGACGAGCGACAUCACAAAAAUAAAAGGAUGGAAAAACAAGUUUAUAAGAAGCAAAGAAACGUCUCCUUCUAAAUGCGAUGGAUCACAGAAGAACCUAUCUGCCUUCUGCAGCAACAUGUUGGAUGAGUACUUGGAAAGUGAAGCGCAGUAUAUCAGUGAGCGUGCUGCUGCCUUCUCCUCAAACUCAGAGGGCUCGGUGGCCUAUCAGCUGCCUGUUAAAAGCUCCAGCUAUGUAAAGACCCUGGACAGCGUACUCAAGCAUCGACGAGCUGCCUUCAAAUUCCCUGUGGGAGCCAACAGACCCUGCCCCCUUUCCCACAAACCCCUUCUCUACUCUGUCCUGGCGUCACCGCCUCCUCCUCUGGCCAGUCCUGCGACCCCUGUUCAAGCACAAGCUCGGUCCAUACAGCAGUCUGCAUCUUCACAUGUACAGCCAGUUGCACCAAGAUUAUCUACACCCCAGCCAGGGGUCAGCCAGAGACCAGCGGUUGGCAUUGGGCAGAGCCAAGGAGGGACACACAGACCAGGCUUCACUAAGGUCCAGCUCAAACUGUUGCAGAUGGAGCUCGGAGCCCAGAGCCAGGGUCUGAGCAGAACACAGCUGACUCCAGACAGGCUCUCAGUGGCGCUGUCUGCAAUCCUGUCCAAACAGAUGCUGCCCAGUCAGGUGUUGAAAGUGGCACACUGUCCAAAGUAUAAAAGUACGGGCCCUGAAUGUGGUCAGGAGUUCUGCACAUUGGGCUGCGUGUGUUCCAGUCUCCGGCAUCUGAACAGAGGUCCCCUCCACUGCCGGCGGCCUGACUGCAUGUUUGGCUGUGCCUGCUUCAAACGCAAGAUCACCAAGCAGGCGACUGAGGGGGAGAAGGAAGAAGUGAUCCAACCUGUUUACUCUAUGACUAAUAUGGAACAUGUGGUCCAGCCGGGCCCGGGCUCCCAUUCUAACAAACUGUGGAACCACAACAUUCAUGGUGUGGAUCCAGAGCCAAUCUUCACCCCCAAAAGUCCUCCACGUUUGUUUGCCCCUGUAAAGGUCCUAAAACGCAGCAGUGUAGCUCGUACAACGCAACCGAUACGAGAAGAGGAUAAGGAUCCAGUGUAUAAAUACUUGGAGAGCAUGAUGACAUGCGCACGUGUAAGAGAGUUCAACAGCAAGCCUCCCCCUAUAGUCACCAUCGAGCCCAUGAUCCUUGAUACUUCUACACCAAACACCACAGCAAAACCACAGGCGACAACCCCUGAUGACCAGCUGGAGAAGUGCCUCAGAACUCUACUGACUGUUGAUAAAGCAGCAGAAAAGGCUUCUCAGGAGACCAUAUCCAAUGAAUCCGAAGCGAAAAAGCAAAUCGAGAUCCAGUCUGCGUGUAAGUGGGCCAAGGACCGCAAAAUAGUCCUGAAAACUUUAUGUUGGCGCAUGAAUCAGAAUAGGCUUUCCCGUCGCUUCUGGGUAGGACCUUACCUCAUACGCCCGGUCGCCAAGAUCUUCAUGCGGAAGCCCAGCGGCUCCAUCGUCACCUACAGGGUACACAUCAGUAAACCAUCAAAAGCCAGUGAUAUUGAUGAAGACGAAUAUGAUGACAGCGAUGAGGAAAAGAAUGCCGAUGAAAGCUUUGAUGGGAACAUUGAUGCAGAAGAGGGCGAUGACCAAAAUGAAGAGUCAGAUAUGCAGUUUGGAGUCACACCCUUUUUGAGUGGAGUGUUACCUGCCGGCAGGAUGAGAGCCAGGACUAAACCUGUUGGCUGCCAAGCGUAUGGACUUAUACAGGUAAAUGGCAAAUCGUACAAUCAGGCCAGACUGUUGCUGGGAAACAUGGGAUCUCUACAUCCAGCCAACCGCCUCGCAGCAUUUGUCACUGGCCGGCUGCAUCCUCCCGGCGGCAUUUCUCUUAAAAACUCUCCGAAGUCCGACCCUGCAAACAAAAUCCCCUCUCCUGGUGCUCUGCACAUUAAGGCUGCUGGCACAGUUGUCCCUCCAAUUAUUACUGCAAGAAAAACUACUGAUCUGAAGACACCAGCACAACCACCAGCUCAGCAAUUCCAGCCAGACUCUUGGAAAAAGGGAUCCAUCAACUUGCCGCAGCAUUCACAAAACUCCUCCAUCAUCAACUCUUUUGUCUCAGGGAAACGAAGCUCAGUCUGCCCCUUCCAGAACAGCUCCUCGUCCUCGCCCGUCUCUCUCACCGUCUCACAAUCACUGAAAACACCCAGCUUCUUAGGACAGAGCGGGACUUAUUCAUUCAGGAUCUGCCCUCCAGCUAACCAGCGCACCACAGGCCAGAACCUGCCAGGAGUUACCCUGCCUGGGGGCUUCACCCUCAUUCAACUCCCUAAGCCUGGAGCUAAUGGAGCUGCAUCAGAAUCUGUGAGCACUACAAACAUUGCUGGUGUGGAUAAAGCCCAGUCACAAAAAGAUGCUUUGUUUAAUUUAAUUAAAGGAGGUGGUGCACGUGAAAAAUGGUGUUGUUUGAACGCCUUUACUCAAGCUAAGGAUCUAUUACGGAGCAGGUUAGUGGAGCCUGGAUCCUCCUCUGAGCUUAUGUGUGAUGAGAAGAUGCCAUCAGAAGAGAGCGAUGAAACUAACAUCAGGCAGGUGGAUAUCGCUUCAGAGGACUUCAGCUCCGACUCCUCAGACUACUCUGUGGAGGGUGACGAAGAUGUAAGGGAUGAGGAAGUGGACAUUGAGACGGUAGAAGAAACAAAACAAGGAAUUGCCAUCGCUCAAAUGAAAGAAGCUGUCCGCAAGGCACUAAAGGAGUCAGGAGAUUCCAGUGAUGGUUUUGGAUCAGCCAGGGAACUAAACGCCCAGGAUGAAAUGGACAGCGAACAGGAUGAUUGUAAGGAUAAAAGGAGGCGAAAGAACCACACGGUGCUAGAAAGGCAGAGACGCUCUGAACAGCGCGUCCUCUUCGACAAACUCCAGACUGUCCUGAAGAGUGACCCCAGGGCCCCCAGGCUCCGCCUCCUCUCACUGGCCCAAAAAGAAAUCCAAAAUCUGGUUGAGACCUCCAGAUGUCUGCAGGAGAAGAAGAGGAUGCUGAAUCGAAUGCAGUCUCUUUAUGUAAAGGAGCUUUCUGUUUUGUCUGGGAAGUCGGACACGCUGAUUAAACACAAGCUGAAGGAGAUCUGCGAGAGGCAGAAAAUCAGAGAAAAGAGGAUGGAAUGGAAGCCUUUCUUUUCCCAUCUACUCCAGUCCAGAGCUGCUGUUCUGCAAGGCACUAACCCUAACUCCAAGGUCCGGCCCACGCCACUGUUACAGCCCGAUUUACACAGGGCUCCAUCUCAGGCUAACCCACUUACAACAUCAGCACAAAAAAAGCUUAUGUCCCUGCUCCAGCCUAACCUACAAAGGGCUCCAGCCCAAUCCAGUGUACAGACACACAUGCUUCAAUGGGUGUCUUCUUCAGUCAAGGAUGAGGUCAUUGCACCCUCACUACAUGGCGGUCAGGCAAAGUUUGGGGGCCAACAGGAGAUACCCGGUGCCCAAGCCCAGGUCGGUACGUCCAAGUCCCAAACGGAGAGCUCAGUCGCAGCCCAGGAUGGCGCCUCACUUAAGUUCCCAAAAGCCAAAUCCAGAAAACGUCCUGUUCAGUCUGCAAAUCCCUUUGCUCUUCCUCUGAUUCGCUCCAAGACCGGCAGAAUCAUACUUCCCUCAUCUCUGAAACCACUUGGUCAUGGCUUCUAUACACUCACCGUAAUGCAACCCAAGCAGAAAGGAGAGAAGGAUGACGUUGGGUCUUCAGCUAAUGAUGUGGACUCAUCUAUGAACCAAGACAACAGCUCGUCUGAAGGUGACCACCCUUUAGAUUUGGCAAGCAGUCGUAUUUUGGAGGACGACAAAACCGUAAAAUCUUCAAACUCUAAACCAAAGCUUUCAGGUGCAACAGCCCCUCUGGCUGAGCUUGCACUCCUUAACAAAUCAAUCGUUGUGCCUUCGGUGACUCUGCAAGCUGUGGAGAACAGCCAGGAGGGGGGCCCGGCGGUGGGUUUCAACAAAACACUGGCGACCGCCUGUUUGAGUUUUCAGUGUGUGAAGCAGAGUCCUACUGCUGUUGAGCCUGUAGUGCGCCGUGGCAGAGGCAGGCCUCGAAAGAUCCUCGUUACCCCUGUUAGUGCAAAAGAAAAACAUGCUGUGGUAGAAGACACCAGUAAAAGUGAAAGUGAAACAUCUAUUCUGGUUGAAGAGACACAAAGUGAAAAAAUUACUUUGGAAUUGACCAAGACGCAAGCCAAGGACUCCCCAGGAGUGGUUAGUGAUAACCCUGUACCGGUCAAACGAGGCAGAGGAAGGCCUCCGAAGAAAAAGUCUGCACAGCUAUGGAGUCCUUCGGAUGUGCGAGCAAGGAGUCCAUCUAAAUCCAACGAGGACAGCCCUGUCAGACUUUCUUUCUCACGUUUUAAAAGCCCCAAUGAAAGUCCUGCAACAAACGCCGCGCUUGGAGAAGUCAACACAUCUCGGCCGUUAACCCGAGGAGCUUUAGGAAAGGACUUCCCCAGUGCUAAGAAACGCUCCUGGAUAGACGUAGAAAAGGAACUGGAACCAGAGCUUGAAUUUGAAUAGUAUCUUCCUGUAGCUGCAAAAGCCAAUGCACACAGGCAUUUGACCUCAGUUAGUCUCAGAGCUGGAUGCUGCUCUUUUCUGUGUCUGUUGGCACAAAACUCAGUGGACUUUUUUCAUAUUACAGAGAGAAGUAUAUAGGUGCUUUGGUGAUGAGUAUAAAAGGAAGCAUUAUUGACCUGCUGAAUGUAUUUACAAACGUGUUGGUAACUCCCACAUUCAGUUUUGAUGUUAUGUUUUCUAAAAUGGAUUUCUAUCACAAACAGGAUAUUGAGAUUAAUUCAAGUAUGUUUUUGUUGAAGUCAUUUAUUACCGAUCUGUUUUAUGCAAAUGAAUUCCAAUGCAUUAAGAUUUACAGUGUACAUUUAAUAACACUGCUUCAUUAACUCUGUAAAAUGUUAAUUUAUGUCUUUUCCAUUUUUAUUAUGAAUUAGUUUGAUGCAUAUAUCCUUUUUGAAAUUCUUGUAAUCUGUUAUUAACUCAGUGAAAAUCAUCUGUAGUAGCACUUUAUGUUGUCUGUAGAAACCACCCAUGAUGUCUGAUGUCUUUGCUGUAGUCUUUAGUGAUCUAUAUUCUGGAGAGUUCACUCACUAAUAUGCAUUUAAACCUGAUGAGUCACAAGCAAUCAAGAGAAAAGCUACUAGCCAUAUAUUGUAUCUAUGAAAAUAACCUCUGUAAAUAUUGUCUUUCUUUUUUUAUCGCAUUAUAUUUACUUUGUACAUGAUUUUGAAACACUGGUUGUCCUGUUACUUCAGUUCAAUUGAAAAUGUGAAAAAUAAUGUGGCCUUUAAAAUCAAUAAAAACUACAUGCAUUUAUUAUGGCACCAUUAUGGCACCCUUCAGUCUCUCAAAG
Cottoperca gobio is the source of this 8087-nucleotide messenger RNA. RefSeq names its product MAX dimerization protein MGA b (gene mgab). Gene Ontology annotation, molecular function: RNA polymerase II cis-regulatory region sequence-specific DNA binding; protein dimerization activity; DNA-binding transcription factor activity, RNA polymerase II-specific. The record is from RefSeq and is a predicted model, not a curated record. Gene Ontology annotation, cellular component: chromatin; nucleus. The coding region runs from base 413 to 7237 and encodes 2274 amino acids. The transcript has 22 exons. Lineage: Eukaryota; Metazoa; Chordata; Actinopteri; Perciformes; Bovichtidae. Gene Ontology annotation, biological process: cell fate specification; regulation of transcription by RNA polymerase II; positive regulation of DNA-templated transcription.